GUGGUACGUGAAGGCAUCAGGGCGCUUCAUCCAAUCGUGAGCGAGAGGAAGACUGACGUCAGCGAUGUAAACAAACAGAGGCAGCGGCCAUUACAGUCGAGGAGAGUUUCAUCCGGACCGAGUCGAACCUGAGGCUGUUCGGCGGAUCCCGCUCGUCAAGGUCUUCGUGUGUUUCCGGUGGGAGUCGGGAGAAUGAAAGAUCCGACUCUCGGCAGCGUCUCGGCCCCGAACACGUCGCUCGGCAGCGGGGUGAUCCUGAGCAGCCAGUUCGGUUCCGACGACGACCCGUUCGCCGAGUACAUGUGGAUGGAGAACGAGGAGGAGUUCAAUCGACAGGUGGAGGAGGAGCUGUGGGAGGAGGAGUUUAUCGAGCGUUGUUUCCAGGAGAUGUUGGAGGAGGAGGAGCAGUGGGAGUGGUUCAUCCCGUCCAGGGACCUCCCCUCUCCGGACCCUCAGGACCAGAUCAGUCUGAUGGUUCUGGACGCAGACGCAGACUUCGAGGUCGGGAUCAACAGCAGCCUGAACCCCAACGCCAAGGAGUUCACCCCGGGCAUCAAGAAACACGUCAUGUGACCCCGCCCCCUCCCUCCUGUUCCAGCCCGCACUGUGACAUAUCGUAUUUUUCAGCUGCCACUCGACCUUCAGCCUGACGUGUUGCCAAAGCUCUGCGUUCGCUCCCCGAUGUUCAACCUCCAGAGUCUGUUACUGUGUAUGGUGUGUGUGUGUGUGUGUGUGUGUGUGUGUGUGUGUGUGUGUGUGUGUGUGUGUGUGUGUUAGAAUCAGUCUCGAAGUUGUCACUCUUUUAUUUUGCACUUUGUUUUGUUCCAGUUCCUCCAGUUUAGAUCUUCUUGGUCUUUUUUGGGUCCUCUUUGUGGUUUUUCUGUCCCUGCUGGUCCUUACUGGUCCCUGUUAGUCCUCACUGGUCCCUGCUGGUCCUCACUGGUCCCUGCUGGUCCCUGCUGGUCCUUACUGGUCCCUGUUAGUCCUCACUGGUCCCUGCUGGUCCUCACUGGUCCCUGCUGGUUCCUGCUGGUCCUCACUGGUCCCUGCUGGUCCUCGGAGCAGCCUCUGCUGCCUCAUUAACUGAUGUUCUUGUUGAGUUUUUUUCUAAUUGCACAGAAAGUUACUGUAUAAAAUGUCGUAUAAAGAAAAAAAAGUUGUAAAAAAAAAAUCUAUUUUUUCUUAAAGUACUUGAAAAUAAAUGUUUAUGGAGAAAAACUU
This is a messenger RNA of Scophthalmus maximus (turbot), 1221 nucleotides long. RefSeq names its product polyadenylate-binding protein-interacting protein 2. Gene Ontology annotation, cellular component: cytoplasm. Gene Ontology annotation, molecular function: mRNA regulatory element binding translation repressor activity. Gene Ontology annotation, biological process: negative regulation of translational initiation. Bases 193 to 573 code for a protein of 126 amino acids. Lineage: Eukaryota; Metazoa; Chordata; Actinopteri; Pleuronectiformes; Scophthalmidae. The record is from RefSeq and is a predicted model, not a curated record. The transcript is spliced from 4 exons.